This is a messenger RNA of Cyprinodon tularosa, 1113 nucleotides long. RefSeq names its product c18h3orf33 homolog (H. sapiens) (gene miso1). Bases 11 to 835 code for a protein of 274 amino acids. The transcript is spliced from 5 exons. NCBI's taxonomy places the organism in Eukaryota, Metazoa, Chordata, Actinopteri, Cyprinodontiformes, Cyprinodontidae. The record is from RefSeq and is a predicted model, not a curated record.
UGAACCUCCCAUGAAGGCGGGGCCUGCGGCUCAUCCAGAAAAUGUCAACAACAUGCCGGAGUCCUGGGAAACAGAAACCGAGGAGAGAGGGAGGGACAUCCAACAAAGAGACCCAGAAAACCAGAAGUCUCGUAACGUCGUGUCAUUUAUCUCCCAGUUAGCAGACGAUCACCUGACUCUUGUGCGGAACAUCAGCACUGGACUGGCUGUUACUGGUGUGAUUGUCCUGGCAAGAAGCAUCAGAGUGAUCACAAAGUUUCAAGCUGCAUCUGAGAUCCCUUCCCGUUUCAUUGAGAGGAACGUCAGCCUUCGAGGGAAAGUUCAUUCCGUCACUGAAAGAGGAAUUGAAGUCGAGCACAUCCCAAUUUAUCUGCCAGUCAUCUCUCCAUUACUGUCAAAGCAGCAGGAUGUGUCGACAUCUCGGCUGUGGGUGCAUCUGUCUGGAGUCGAGCUAACACCGGAAGGAAAGAUCUGGCUGCAGAAGAACCUGGUUCCUCCACAAACUGUUUGGCUAAAGCUUAUCAGCCGACAGGACAGCACUCUGCACUGUUUGGUGUCCCAGAGCAGGCAGGGGUCAAUAUGGAGUUACUGCAUGAACGAAGAGCUCCUCCGGCUUGGCCUGGCUCGCAGGACACCCAUCACAGGGGUCCCCCUAGGCUCGCCUCUCUACUGGCGCCUGCACAAACGGCUACACAGGGCAGAGGUGAAAGCUGAGAAGAAGGGUCUGGGUCUGUGGAAAAAGGAGAGCCUGUGGGAGAGGGCUUCCAUAGCACUCAAAGGCAAUCCUUUACUCAGAUUGAUGCGGAGGAUCUUUAGAAGGACUCGUACUGAGUGACUCAUUAAUCCAAGUCAAACACUGUGUUGCUGGGUGUUUCAAAAGCCACCAUUGUUUAAGGAACCAAAUUAAUUGUAUUGAUAGAGUUUGUCCAACGCUCAGCUAAGCCUUAAAAGCUUGAAAGACGUGAAACGCACAAGAGAGUCAAAAUUUCUUCCUCUUUCUUUUACAUAACAAGAAGCCCAACAAAUGAAAUCGCACAUGUUCAAAAUGCUUAUGGAAUCGGAGUAUUCUUUCAGUGAUUGAAAUAAAAAUGCUGUUUAAGGUGCCUGCUUGAA